This is a messenger RNA of Labeo rohita (rohu), 3268 nucleotides long. RefSeq names its product reelin domain-containing protein 1. Gene Ontology annotation, molecular function: oxidoreductase activity, acting on metal ions. The record is from RefSeq and is a predicted model, not a curated record. The transcript is spliced from 5 exons. Bases 91 to 1578 code for a protein of 495 amino acids. Lineage: Eukaryota; Metazoa; Chordata; Actinopteri; Cypriniformes; Cyprinidae.
GAGUGAGAGAGAGAGAGAUGAAAUUCCAAGUGAGGAACUUCUCAGUUUAUGUUGCACUGACCUGCAGGACAGAAGCUUCUUCAAUGUAAAAUGUGCAUGAUGAUGAUGAUGAUGACAAUGCUGAUGAAGGCAGUUUUGGCUGGUUUUGUGAUUGUGUGUGUGUUUCCCACCCAUGGUGUGUGUUUCUCUCGUGGGGCGAGCGUUUCAUCAUGUGUGACCAUGAAGCCCGGCCACAUCAGCUCCUUCCCACAACACACACACACACACUCCACCGUCACCGUCCGCACCAGCCGAUCAGUGUACCUGCCACAACACACACUCACAGUAACAGUUCAGAGUUCCCGGGCAUUUAUGGGGUUUCUGCUUCAGGCUCGCUCCGUUGUUGAGGACCGUGUGGUCGGUGGUGAAUUCACGCUCCACCCUCCCAGCACACACACGCUGUCCUGCCUCAGCACGGACGACACGGUCACACACUCGGACAAGAUGCUCAAGAGGAACCUGUCGUUCAGCUGGAGGGCCCCGACACAACCCAGCGGAGACCUGCGCUUUUACAUCACACUGGUUCAGUCCUAUUUCGUGUACUGGUCCCGAAUCAGAUCGGCAGUGGUGCAUGAUGGGACACGCAGUUCUCAGAUCACUGACAGCAUUACAGGACAACCGAUGGUGAACACGACAGCCUCACUACUGGAAAAGAUAGGCAAACACACAUCCAUGUCUACACACACAACCACAUCUACACAUGCUAACACACACACCAGCACACAAUCAACACACACCAGCACACACUUAAUGCUUAACACACACAUAAUCACAUCUACACACACUAACACAUAUGCACCACAUAACACACACACCAACACACUUUUAACACGUAACACACACACAACCCCAUCUUCUAACAUACACACUAACACACACUCGCUAAAUGUCACUCAAACACCUCUGUCCUCAUCUACACAAAUGUUCCCAAUCACGUCUUCAUCUCAGAGCAUCUCAACCUAUAACAUAAACACACCAACACCUGACAGCACACAUGAAACCACUGCUAACAACACACACACCGUCCCAAAUUCACUGUUACAGACUCACACAUCUAUACACACAACAACGCAACAAGCACACACCUACACACACACUGUGUCCCUCCAUCCCGAUCCCUCCCCGGCUCCCCGUCGAGCUCCAUUUGACUUCUUCCCGUCCCGGGAGCCCACAGAGGGCGCCGUCUCCCUGACUCAGCGCAAAAAAGACCCCCCUAAACAGGCCAAAGACCCGUCUGGAGUCCCGAAGAGAGGCGGUGAGAGGCCGGAGCGUGUGCCCGGGCAGAGCGCAUCCGAGCUGGGCUUGCUGCUGGGCCUCUCGGGUGCGCUCGGCAUGGCCAUCGCAGUGGGUCUCCGGUACCUGCAGAGGAAACACUGUCGCAAGCGAACCGCUGUGUCGCUGAAUGACCGUAACCAUGAUGACAGAGGGAUCAUCCACGUGCAGGAGUGCGGAGACCUAGUGCAGGUGCGCAAAAUACGGCAGAACAGUUUCCUGGUGUUGCAGGCCGAGUACAACCUCAUCACACCGACAGGGAACUGAAUGCGCACACGAAAUACUGUUCUUGAAAGAAAUCACAGGUUAAAAAGUUUGGGGUCAGUACGAUUUUUUGAUAUUUUUUUCCUCCUCAAAAUGGACAUGCUAACAACAUAAAACGCCCCAGCAACCAUCCAGAACACCCUUUAAGACACAUAGCAGUCUGUCCAUUUGUCUGACAGACUGUAGGUGUGUUCCAAUUGACAGGGUCACUACGUAGUGUUCACUGACCCAUAAUCCCUAAGCACAGCAUAUGUGUUAAAGUGGACUAUGCUGUCAAAAAUCACUCAUUUGAGCCCUGGAACGCCAUCAAAGACAGGCAACAACGGGGUCACACAGAUUACGAUAUAACAUAAAUAUUUUAAUUUAUGUUUAACUUCAAAUUUAAAUACAUAUAAAAUAGAUGUACAAUUAUGUAUCUAAUAAAUAUAGUCUGAAUGUAUAUGUUUAUUGUACUUGUAUGACUAUUGCAGCUACACUACCAGUCAAAAGUUUUUGAGCAGUAAGAUUUUUAAAUAAGUAUCUUCUGUUCACCAAGCCUGCAUUUAUUUGAUCCAAAGUACAGCAAAAACAGUAAAAUUAUGAAAUAUUUUUACAAUUUAAAAUAACUGCUUUCUAUCUGAAUAUACUUUAAAAUGUAAUUUAUUCCUGUGAUUUCAAAGCUGAUUUUUUAGCCUCAUUACUCCAGGCACAUGAUCCUUCAGAAAUCAUUCUAAUAUUCUGAUUUGCUGCUCAAAAAACAUUUAUUAUUAUUUUGUUAAAAACAGCUGAGUAGAACUUUUUUCAGGUUUCAUUUAUGAAUAGAAAGUUCAGAAGAACAGUAUUUAUCUGAAAUAGAAAUCUUUUGUAACAUUAUAAAUGUCUUUAUCGUCACUUUUGAUCAAUUUAAAACAUCCUUGCUAAAUAAAGUAUUGAUUUCUAUCAUUUCUUUCCAAAAAGCAAAAAAUAAUUUUACUGAGUAAUACUUUGGAUCAAAUAAAUGCAGGCUUGGUGAGCAGAACAGACUUAAAAAGUAAAACAUUAAAAAUUUUACCUUUCAAAAACUUUUGACUGGUAGUGUAAUAUGAAAGCCAGUUUCUGCCACUAAAUAAAAAAUAAAAAAGGUAAUUGGGACUUUCUAUCUCAGAAUUGUGAGAAAAAAAUAUUCAGUGGCAGAAACAGGCUUUCAUAAUUUAAUGCAUCCUUUCUUGACUUCUUACUGACCCCAAACUUUUGAACAGUAAAGAAUGUAAAUAAUUCUUAAAUAAUUGCCACAGUGCAAUGCACUCAAAUGGCAUGAACUGCAUUUCUAAUGUGGCUCAUUUCAUGAGCCACAAUUUCUUUAACUCUGUAAUCAGACCGGCGAAAGACAUCUUUAUGUAAAAUUUUAUACUACAUCUGUAAAACAGCAUUUUGAGCUUUAGCAUAAUACUGUUCAAUCAUUUUGUGUGUAUUCUUUCACAUAUAAUAACAAACAACAGUAUGGAAAUCUAAAAAAAAAAAAGGCACCAUAUUAAACCUUCUUAGAUUUUAAAACAAAAAAGCAGAAAGUGCUUUUGCCUUAGAUUGUGGUUAAUGAUGCAUUUCAGUCUAAAUACUAGUUUAAAAGCUCAGAUUAAACCAUUAAUUAGUUAAUAUAGAUAGAAACAAUAGAGAAGUUUGAAAACAAUAGCGUCUAUUUAAAGGUAAAUUAGUGUAUAACUAAAUAUUCAAUCUG